This is a messenger RNA of Paramisgurnus dabryanus, 3084 nucleotides long. It is a transcript of the gene six6b, whose product is annotated as SIX homeobox 6b. Gene Ontology annotation, biological process: eye development; regulation of transcription by RNA polymerase II. Gene Ontology annotation, cellular component: nucleus; transcription regulator complex. The record is from RefSeq and is a predicted model, not a curated record. NCBI's taxonomy places the organism in Eukaryota, Metazoa, Chordata, Actinopteri, Cypriniformes, Cobitidae. Gene Ontology annotation, molecular function: DNA-binding transcription factor activity, RNA polymerase II-specific; RNA polymerase II cis-regulatory region sequence-specific DNA binding.
UAGAAAAUCAGAAGCGGGCAGCACGUCUUUUCCCACCUCAAAAAAAUCUUCAUUCUUGUGCCAUAAUCUCCUGCCCUCCAACUCUUGGUAUUCCCAGCCGAGGCAACUGCAGUCAGCCGGAGCGUCGUUUCUAUUCGUCUGCAUCAUCCUUUAUCAGCUGACACUGGAGUUGCGUUUUUGUCUGGAUUCGACUUGAAAAGAGAGAGGAAAGGCACAUAAAGCCUGAAGCUAGAGGUAGAGGGGACUCCGCGGGGGGAAGAAAAGCCUUCAUGUUUCAGUUGCCAAUCUUGAAUUUUAGUCCCCAGCAGGUAGCGGGGGUAUGCGAGACUUUGGAAGAGAGCGGAGACAUCGAGCGUCUCGGCCGAUUUCUCUGGUCGCUGCCCGUCGCACCUGCUGCCUGCGACGUACUUAGCCGGAAUGAGUCCGUGUUGAGGGCUCGGGCUAUCGUAGCCUUUCACACUGGGAAUUUCCGUGAGCUUUACCACAUUCUGGAGAACCACAAGUUCACCAAAGAGUCUCAUUCCAAACUGCAAGCACUUUGGCUGGAGUCACACUACCAGGAGGCAGAAAAGCUCAGAGGCCGCCCGCUAGGGCCAGUGGACAAAUACCGGGUGCGAAAGAAGUUUCCUCUGCCUAAAACUAUUUGGGAUGGAGAGCAAAAGACACACUGCUUUAAAGAAAGGACCAGGCAUUUACUUCGAGAAUGGUAUCUUCAGGACCCUUAUCCGAACCCAAGUAAAAAGAGAGAGCUUGCACAAGCUACUGGACUCACUCCCACUCAAGUGGGAAAUUGGUUUAAAAAUCGCAGACAAAGGGACAGAGCAGCGGCCGCGAAAAACAGGUGUGUUUUUCCAAAUUUCAACCUUUCGGGCACAUUGUGCAAAUAUUUCAAGAUUACAACAAGGCUCGAUUCGGUCCUUAACUGGAGAGGAUGGUGCUGUAGAUCGACUGGGGAACGCGUCCAGCCCUGAAGCGAGCCUGUCGAGUAAAGCCGCUGCUUCGGCGAUCUCCAUCACUUCAAGUGACAGCGAAUGUGACAUCUAACAUCGCACCACAAACCGCCCGGGGGCAAUACAGGAAGACUAUGAGAAAAUUAACACAUAACGAAGGAAAUUCAGACAGACAAUCAGCAAGAAAACAAGCACAAUAGUGCCUGCCUUAACGAAUCAGAGGCCGUGUUUUUAUUUUAUUAUUUUUAUUUGAAGGGCGUUACACCAGCCCGGAAUCGUGGGAUUCAUGGAAUGCUUUGUCUUUAAAAAGAAUAUUUAUCGUUUUUCCACAGCAAAAGAGGGGGCAAACAAAAAAUCAUAAUCAGAAGAAAGAACAACUGUAUUAAAGUGAUUUUGUAAGCCCCCGAAAAUAUUUUUUGUUUGUUUUGAAAGGACUUUAAGUUGAAACAUUUUCUAAAGUGUUUGACCAUUCAAUUGUUGAAUAAUGUUUUUGGUCGUUUUAAGUCUGGUCAUUUUCGACGAUAAACAACUGAUUUUUUUUAAAGCAUGUGCGGCGAUAGUGAAGAUGUUUUAAUGAAUGCAAGACUUGAAGCUAAUAAAAUGUUUCAUUAUCAAACUAAUCAUAAAGACAUAUCAAUACCCAUUAUCAUUUUAAAUUUCUAUCAUCUGUCAUUAUGAUAAACUUGAUUAAAUUCAUUUUGUCAUCUCAUCUUAUUUUGUUAGCCUGUUUAAAAACAUUAGCAUGUGUGAAUGCAAUGUUUCUUCCAGCCUCCAUCAAGCAAAGCAAAUUUUGUCUCCGUAUAAUAAACAGUAAAAAUGUAAGGUCCAUGGACAAUCAGUAAUCGGUAAAUGUAGGAUAUAGUGGUGUGUUGUAAAUGUAGGAUAUAGCGGUGUGUUUAACCUGAUAGCUUACCGCGUGUCCAGACGCGUUAACCGCACGGAGUGAUUGGCUUUGCAGUUCGGUAAUGCAUGUUGACAGGAGAAGGUCAUUGAGAGGGCGUAGCGCAUUGCUUUAAAACGAGCAAACUAAGAAAAGCUUUUAAAAUCAGACAAUUGUGACUUAUAAAAACAUAAACUCAAAACAAUUCAUCAUCAAUUUAAUUACGUGGCAAACUUUUUACAUUAUUUAUUAUUACAUUAAUAUAGGUGUAUCUAAUCAUGUUUGUUGCCAAUUUUUAUGUUGACCUAAUGUAAUAAUUUUACGUGGAAAUUUGGCACGCAAAUAAAAUACAUUUAGGGCAUUUUCUGAGUGAGGAUUUAUGCUAUAUUUUUCCCACAUAGAUACUGCAAAAAUGCAGUGUUUACAAGAGACAAAUAAACUGUAAAGUUCUGACACCAGUUCAAUACUGUUUAUAACCAUUUCAACCGUUUCAUUAGCCUAUAAAAAACUUAGAUCUAAAAGCAAUCGUGUAAUACGCAUUAUUAUUAUUAUUAUUAUUAUUUAUUAUUUAUUGUUACUUGCUAUUUAUUUGUUUUAUAUUUCAUGUCAUAUCAAAGUUAGAUUUCACUUCUGUCCCAGGAGCGAAGGACAAGUUGUAUACUUAAAGUCUGUUAACAAUGCUUGGCUAACUCGUCAUUGAGAAAAAAUGAAUAUUUGAAGUAGGGGCAAGGAGAUGGUGGGUUAUUGAGUUUGCAAAGGGACAAAAGCGGAAUGGUUAGGUGAAAAGAGUGUUUCUCACAGUCAAUAAGGUUGUCAAACUCUUCAGCUCUAAUAAGCGGUAAUGACCGAUUUCCAAACCCUACUGGAACAAUAGUGAGCCCUUCAAACUCUGUUGGGGUUAAAGGGGAGCUUUCUUCCCUUCGCCCUCUAACAAGAAGCCUUAUUCAGUGCUAAAAUGUUGAAACUGUAUACUGUAAUAGUGUGUAUAAAAACACCAUGCCACAAACACUGAGAACAGUAAUUAACUGUAAAAAUAGAUGUUGUACUAAUUAUUCUUUUCAUUCCAAAAGACAAGUUAGCACAAAUAUUUUACAUUUUUUGGAAGCCACUAACAUUAAGCAGUGACUUGCAUUCAAUGAAACAAAGAUUUUUAAAGGUAAUGAAAAGGCUAUUCAGAAUUGUGAGCGCCUCACAAUUGUUAUGCGUAUUAUACACAUAACAACAAUGCAAACAUAUUGUGCAAAGUUGUUGUGG